Messenger RNA from Zingiber officinale, 1310 nucleotides. RefSeq names its product F-box/kelch-repeat protein SKIP25-like. Lineage: Eukaryota; Viridiplantae; Streptophyta; Magnoliopsida; Zingiberales; Zingiberaceae. The coding region runs from base 44 to 1249 and encodes 401 amino acids. The transcript has a single exon. The record is from RefSeq and is a predicted model, not a curated record. Gene Ontology annotation, molecular function: protein binding.
CCCGAGUUCCCGUUCCUCUUCUUCCCCAUCCGCAUCGCUGCCCAUGGCCAAUACUUCGCUCUCUAAAUUGGCCAAGCGCCCGAAGAUAUCCGCCGCCGUCAACGCUGCUUCCGCCGUCUCAGCGUCAUCGGUGGAGGACGCGGAGGAGGAGGAAGAGGAGGAGGAGGAGGAGGAGAAGCCGCUGCUGCCAGGCCUUCCCGAUCACCUCGCCCAGAUCUGCCUCUCCCGCGUCCCUGCUCAGCUCCUCUUCUCCGUUUGCCGCUCCUGGCGCCGCCUAAUCUACUCCUCUUCCUUCCCCCCCUUCCUCUCCCUUUUCGCCCUACUCUCCGACGACGAAGGCGGAGGCAACGCCGGCGCCGAUCCUGUGGGAUUUUUCGCAUUCGACCCCAUCUCCGCUCGGUGGGCCCCUCUGCCGCCUCCGCCGCCGCACCCGCCAUUGCGGCGGCUACUCCUCCGCCACCCCUCCUUCCUGGCCCGCAGCCUACCCGUCCAGUCCGUCGCGGCCGGGAGCCACCUCGUCGUCCUCGCCGCCACCACCCACCGCCUCCUCCCUGCCCUCCCUCGCCCCCUCGUCUUCCACACUGCCUCCGGCCGCUGGCGCCUCGGCCCUCCCCUCCCUGCACCCCGCCGCUGGUGCGCCGCCGGGACCGCCGGAGGGGCAGUGUACCUCGCCUCCGGGAUCGGCGGCGAUUACAACGCCGACGUCGCCCGCUCAGCCGAGCGGUGGGACCCGGCGGCCGUCUCCGGCUCCGCGUGGGAGCGCGUGGCGCUGCUCCCAGACGGGCGGUUCUCUCGGGAAGCGAUAGAGGCGGUGGCGUCGCGCGGAAAGCUCUGCAUGGUCAACGUCCGCGGCCGGGCGGCGAAGCAGGGGGCUGUCUACGACCUCCUGGCGGACCGGUGGGACGAGAUGCCCCCGGGGAUGCUGGCCGGGUGGAACGGCCCCGCGGCCUCGCCAGCGGAAAACGAGGACGGCCCGAUCUACGUGGUAGACGAGCGGAGCGGAACUCUGAGGGCCUACGACUGGGGCGGCGAUCGCUGGAAGACGGUGGCGGAGUCGGAGCGGCUGAAGGGAGCGACGCAGAUGGUAGCGGGAGGGGGGCGGGCUUGCUUGGUACGCGGCGGGGACCGGACGGUGGUAGUCGUGGACUUGAAGUCACCUGAGCGGAUGUGGGUGGUGGAGGCGCCGGAGGGGAAGCAGGUGCUGUCGGUGCACGUGCUACCGAGGAUGUGCUCCGGCGAUUCGUCGUGACCGUGCUGCGAUCGCCGAUCUACAUAAAUCUGUUUGAUUCUUUGAUAAAAUAGUUGACCGG